AUGCGGGAGGUGAAACUGGAGCCCGACGUCAUCAGCUACAGCGCUGGGAUCAGCGCGUGCGAGAAGGGCGAGCAGUGGCAGCGGGCGCUGGCGCUGCUGAGCGAGAUGCGGGAGAUGAAACUGGAGCCCAACAUCAUCAGCUACAAUGCUGGGAUUAGCGCGUGCGAGAAACGCGAGCAGUGGCAGGAUGCGCUGGCGCUGCUGAGCGAGAUGCGGGAGGUGAAACUGGAGCCCGACUCAUCAGCUACAGCGCUGGGAUCAGCGCGUGCGAGAAGGGCGAGCAGUGGCAGGAUGCACUGGCGCUGCUGA
This is a messenger RNA of Prorocentrum cordatum, 309 nucleotides long. NCBI's taxonomy places the organism in Eukaryota, Dinophyceae, Prorocentrales, Prorocentraceae. The record is from the annotation of a GenBank genome assembly.